Messenger RNA from Juglans regia (Persian walnut), 2689 nucleotides. Its product is annotated as dynamin-related protein 5A. NCBI's taxonomy places the organism in Eukaryota, Viridiplantae, Streptophyta, Magnoliopsida, Fagales, Juglandaceae. Gene Ontology annotation, cellular component: cytoplasm; microtubule; membrane. The transcript is spliced from 8 exons. Gene Ontology annotation, molecular function: microtubule binding; GTPase activity; GTP binding. The record is from RefSeq and is a predicted model, not a curated record. Bases 79 to 2562 code for a protein of 827 amino acids.
GGCACUUUCCCAACCCAACGGCCUCAUGAGCCAAAUUCAAAUUCAAAAACCUGUCCGUAUCUCCAAGUUCCAACUCCAAUGGCCACCUUUCUCACCACGCCGACCAAGACCCCGUACGACAAGUCCGCCUCCGCCAUGUCCCGCAAGCACCUUCACCCCAAAUGUGCUGACUCCUCCUCCUCCGCCGCCGCUCGAUCCUCUCGUUUUGAGGCCUACAACCGUCUCCAGGCGGCCGCGGUGGCUUUCGGUGAGAAACUCCCGAUCCCAGAGAUAGUGGCCCUGGGCGGACAAUCCGACGGCAAGAGCUCACUCCUCGAGGCCCUCCUUGGGUUCCGCUUCAAUGUCCGCGAGGUCGAGAUGGGCACCCGCCGCCCGCUCAUUCUCCAGAUGGUCCACGAUCCCUCCGCCCUCGAACCCCGGUGCCGCUUCCAGGAGGAGGAUUCUGAAGAAUAUGGCAGUCCUGUUGUUUUGGCAUCUGCAAUUGCAGAUAUCAUAAAGUCCCGAACUGAGGCACUUUUGAAAAAGACUAAAACUGCAGUUUCUUCUAAGCCAAUCGUGAUGAGAGCUGAAUAUGCACAUUGUCCUAAUCUCACCAUUAUAGAUACCCCAGGCUUCGUUCUUAAGGCAAAGAAGGGAGAACCGGAAAACACACCCGAGGAAAUUAUUACAAUGGUGAAGUCAUUGGCUAGUCCUCCCCAUCGCAUUCUGUUGUUCCUUCAACAGAGUAGUGUGGAAUGGUGCUCGUCGUUGUGGUUGGAUGCCGUUCGAGAAAUUGAUCCAACUUUUAGACGGACAGUAGUUGUGGUCUCCAAAUUUGAUAAUCGUCUCAAGGAGUUCAAUGAUAGGUGGGAAGUGGACCGAUAUUUGAGUGCAAGUGGCUACCUGGGAGAUAGCACCCGCCCAUUUUUUGUAGCCUUGCCAAAGGACAGGAGCACCAUUUCAAAUGAUGAAUUCCGCAGGCAAAUAUCUCAGGUGGAUUUAGAAGUUCUACGUCAUCUAAAUGAGGGUGUCGAGGGUGGAUUUGAUGAGGACAAAUUUAGGCCUUAUAUUGGUUUUGGCCGUCUAAGAGAUUAUUUGGAGUCUGAGCUUCAGAAGAGAUAUAAAGAAGCUGCACCAGCAACUCUAGCUUUGCUUGAGCAGCGCUGCAGUGAAGUUGCAGCUGAACUGGACAUAAUGGACUCUAAAAUUCGGGUCACUUCUGAUAUUGCUCAUCUUAGGAGAUCUGCGAUGUUAUAUGUGGCUUCUAUCAGUAAUCAUGUGGGUACUUUGAUUGAUGGAGCAGCAGAUCCUGCCCCUGAGCAAUGGGGAAAAACAACAGUGGAGGAGCAGUCAGAAAUUGGUCUUGGGGGUUGGCCCGGUGUUACUGCAGAUAUAAAGCCUCCCAAUGCUACUCUUCGGCUCUAUGGAGGAGCUGCUUUUGAAAGGGUGAUGCAUGAAUUUCGCUGUGCUGCUUAUUCCAUUGAAUGCCCCUCGGUGUCAAGGGAGAAGGUGGCAAAUAUAUUACUUGCCCAUGCUGGCCGAGGUGGGGGUAGAGGAGUAACAGAAGCAGCUGCAGAAAUUGCCCGUGCAGCUGCCAGAUCAUGGCUUGCUCCUCUUCUUGAGACUGCUUGUGAUCGACUUGCUUUUGUUUUGGGGAAUCUCUAUGAUCUUGCUCUAGAACGAAAUCAUGGUCAUGACUCAGAAUAUGGGAUGAAAUCGGAAAAAAUGGAUGGCUAUGUUGGUUUUCAUGCUGCUUUAAGGCAUGUUUACAAUCGCUUUAUCAAGGACCUGGCCAAACAAUGCAAGCAACUAGUUCGGCAUCACCUUGAUACAGUUACAAGCCCAUACUCGCAGGUCUGUUAUGAGAAUGGCUUUCAAGGAAGCUUUGGCUCUAGCGCAACCUCUUUUUACAAGUUCAACCAGGCUUCAGCUGGUUCAUUUUGUCUUGAGCUAACUGAUGGGGGCCCAGCAGCCCAUGAUGGAAUAAUGAGAGAGCAAGAGAACAUACCUCUGGGAAGAAAUGGACAGCAAACCACACCAGUGAGAGGUGCAGAAACUAGAGGAGCUCUUCGAGAAAGCCAAAUGACCGUGCCUGAGACCCCAUCGCCUGAUCAGCCAUGUGAUGCAGUAUAUGCUGGGGCCAAGAAAGAACUUGGAAAUGGCAUUGACAUUGGAGCAAAAAAGCGGUUUUCAAGAUUGCCAGGCAAUAGCAGAAAUACCGAUCAUGUAAGAGUUCAAAAUGAUGGUGGUCUUUUAUUUGGUUAUACCGGUUCAAGUUCAGGUUCAGCCUACUCAGAAAUCUGUUCAUCAGCGGCACACCAUUUUGCACGGAUUCGUGAUGUUCUUGUUGAGCAAAGUGUGGCCUCGACUUUGAAUUCUGGAUUCCUAACCCCUUGCCGGGAUAGGCUCGUGGUGGCACUUGGGUUGGAAUUAUUUGCUGUGAACGAUGAAAGAUUCUUGGACAUGUUUGUUGCUCCCGGCGCCAUCGAUGUACUGCAGAACGAACGGCAGUCUCUUCAGAAGCGUCAAAAGAUACUCCAAUCUUGCUUGAAUGAAUUCAAAAGUGUUGCUCGGGCACUUUGAUGGCAAGUUGGCAACUGCAUUAAUUAUAACCAGAAGUUCAUAUAUAUAUUUUUUUUCCCUAAAGAAACAUUAUAAAUUAUAGAGAAAGUUCAUAGGUUUCACAUCUAGUGAACAUACACAAUUCUAA